Messenger RNA from [Torrubiella] hemipterigena, 1245 nucleotides. The record is from the annotation of a GenBank genome assembly. Lineage: Eukaryota; Fungi; Ascomycota; Sordariomycetes; Hypocreales; Clavicipitaceae.
CAACUUUCCCGGGGGCCACUCCGCCCGCUGCAAGAUGCAAACACCCGCUGAAGCCCCAGCGCCUUCGGGGGCUUUUUGGGGGAACUGACAGCGCCCGUCGGCGGCGCACGGCCCAGUCCAGCCCAGCCCAAGCCUUCUACCCCAAGUGAAGGGCGGCCUUCCGGGAGCAGCAAGCACCGAUUCACUUACACCACCACUAUACAAGCGCGUUCCCUUCUCCGAGGAGAUGUUUCGCCUAAACACCAUCAUCACCGACAAUUCUAUCCUCAUCGCAUUGAAAUGGCCUGCACGGCGAUAAACGGCUACCGCGUAGCUCUGGAUGUAUUCCAGGCGCAACAAUGGUCUUUUCAGGAUGCUGUCCCUUCCAACAUUGACUCGAUGCGCAACCUGCUGCAGCACUACAGCAGCAUCCCGCCCUCCGACAUUGACGCCCAUCUUCUCCGCAUCAGAGAAAAGGCAUGGGGCAUUUCACAUCGCCCCUUCAUUGGCAGAUGGCGCUUCCUCCGCCUCGAAGACUACGCAGAUCCGUGCUACCAGCAAGUCCGCUUUCGCCUCAUGCUCCCCAAGUCGGAAGACAUCUUCCUAGACUUGGGCUGCGGCCUUGGACAGAGCCUACGACAGCUUCGCUUCGACGGUGUUCAUCCAGAGGCCCUGUUGGCCGCUGACAUUGAGUCUCGCUUCAUCGACGCAGGCUUUGACUUGUUCCGCGACGCUGACACACUUGGGGCCAAGUUCAUCGUGGGCGAUCUAGUCAAUCCCGAUGACCGUAGUCUGGACGUGCUCUGCGGUACAGCAACAAUUGUGCACAUGGGCAGCUUCUUCCAUCUCUUCACCCGCGCGCAGCAGCUCUACAUUGGCCAGCGCCUGGUGAGCUUCCUGAAGCCGGGCACAAAAAAUGCGCUCAUUUAUGGCCGCCAAGCCGGCACUACAGAUUCUACUAUUCCCUCCUCGCGGCAGCACACGGGAAUGUUUCUUCAUAAUGAAGCUACUUUACAAGAGCUUUGGGAUGAAGUCGGCGAGUUGACCGGCACGCGCUGGCUGGUUCAGCUGGAGCAAGACGGCCACGCAGACGCUUCGCCCUGGGGAAACACCAAAGGCGCUGUGCCUGUGAAAUUUGCCAUUUAUCAAAUGCAGGCAUAAUGGCAGAUGCGAGACCAAAAAAAUAGGCGCUGGCGCCGUCGUAUAAUUAUAAUGAUAGCCAAUGAAUAAUGACCAAUACAGACAUGACAUAUUCUUUUUUUGUAA